AAUUCAAUUUUCUGCCAAACUUGACUGACACCUGUCACAUUCAACGGUGUUGCGCGUUCGUAAAUUAAUCAGUUAUUCUGUGCCCUGGCACACUCAAACGAGAGCGAUUUGGAAAUCGGAGUAGAUAGCCAAAAGUAAUUUACGAAUGCACGCUAAAUCGACAUGAUUGAUUGGACGAUUAGGACCAAUGGGAGUAGAGAACGAGAUGUGACGAGUUGACUUUAGUCUUUCGGUCCUUUUUGUUGUUGCACGAACGGUGCUGAGGCAGGCAGUGAAGAAGGCGCGACCACACCACUUUUUCAGCAUUUGAAGGCAAAGCAACCCUCAGUACUCUGCUGAAAUGGCGUCCUCUGGAGAGAUCCUGGUCAAGGAGUUGGACAAGCGUGCUUCAGGUCAAGCAUUUGAGGUAAUCUUGGCCCCCGAUGCCAAGGGUGAAAUCCCCCUACCUCCCCCAAAGGAGAAGAAGGAGUUGUCCCUGGAGGAAAUCCAGAAGAAACUGGAGGCUGCAGAGGAGAGACGCAAGAGUCAUGAAGCAGAGGUGCUGAAGCACUUAGCUGAGAAGAGAGAGCACGAGAAGGAAGUUCUGAAGAAAGCCAUGGAGGAGAACAACAACUUCAGCAAGACAGCAGAGGAGAAGCUCAAUCAGAAGAUGGAAGCCAACAAAGAGAAUCGCACGGCACGAAUGGCAGCUCUCAAUGAGAAAUUCAAAGAGAAGGAUAAGAAGCUUGAGGAGGUACGAAAGGCCAAGGAAACAAAACCAGAGGGGGAGAACUGAUUUUCUUUUGUAAUAAUAAAAAAAAAAACAUUUUUGUUCUGUUCAUUGACAGUAUUAUAUUUUUCAUUGUUAUAGUUUUGUUCACCUUGUUUGGAUUAGUUAGGCUGUCCAUUGUUGCUUUUGUUGUGGAUGUUUAAGUAUUUCUUCCCCCACCUCCAGUAGAUUUGUGUAUUGUAGCUUAUGACCUUUGAAAUAAGCAGUGUUUUUACCUAUAAGGAAGCAUGCCACUGUUACACAUUGGUCCUUAACAUUGUGAAUUGCAUAAUGUAAGUAAAUCCUUGUACCUUGUAAAACUGCGGUUAUCUGAGCUUAAUAAAGUUGCAAUUGUUCUUCAAAACC
This is a messenger RNA of Salvelinus sp. IW2-2015, 1114 nucleotides long. Its product is annotated as stathmin-like. Gene Ontology annotation, cellular component: cytoplasm; neuron projection. Gene Ontology annotation, biological process: neuron projection development; regulation of microtubule polymerization or depolymerization; microtubule depolymerization. The record is from RefSeq and is a predicted model, not a curated record. NCBI's taxonomy places the organism in Eukaryota, Metazoa, Chordata, Actinopteri, Salmoniformes, Salmonidae. Gene Ontology annotation, molecular function: tubulin binding.